Molecule: messenger RNA, 3972 nt
Organism: Dunckerocampus dactyliophorus (ringed pipefish)
Lineage: Eukaryota; Metazoa; Chordata; Actinopteri; Syngnathiformes; Syngnathidae
Gene: slc25a35
Product: solute carrier family 25 member 35
Exons: 5
Coding region: 994-1884 (296 amino acids)
Source: RefSeq, a predicted model, not a curated record
UCAACGACGGUUCUCAUUACACAACGGAUGAUGCUGACGCGUGUGAGAUAUGGCAAGUGGUAGAGUCGAUGGAACAUGUCAUAUUCCAGUGUCAGCAGUACAGGUUAGAGAGAUUAAGAUUAAAGGCGAAGAUUGUGGAAGCAGGUAGGGAAUGGAGUAUAGGAGCUGUUUUAAGAUGGGCAGAGAAUCAGAGGCGGGUAUGGGGGCUUUAUUUAUUUAUUUAUCCAUGUUCAAAACUGGUUUAAUUUGUAGACCGUAACACCGCAAAGAGGCAUGAUAUUACAUAAUACAGUAGGUGGCGGCAUACACCUCUAAGAUAUGCUUGUACGCCGCCAAUAAACGAAGAAGGAGAAACGGGACGCUAUAUACAUUCGUGAAUUCAUUUGAGCAACUUUCACUAGAUGUUUUCUCAAUUGUCCAAAAUAUUAUUAAUCAGUCUGAAUGUGUCGUAUUUAUUAUUUUUAGAUGUAGAAAUACAGCAUCUACAUUUUUGUAGAUUGUAGAUUUCACUGCGGCAUAUCAAGAGGUGUAUGUAAUGCUUUGGUUAACUGAUUUAGUUUCAUAAAAAAAUAAAAUGAGACGAAAAUGUAAGACGCAGAGCAGUUCCACACAACUACAACCACAUUAAAAAGAAUGUACUGUACGCAUGAGCAAACAGGCCAUUUAUAUCUUAGUAAACGGUAGAUCGAGAGAAGGUGAUAAAUAGUAAACUUUAGUGUGUUUAUCAGCGUACAGUAGAUUUAAUUAUUUCCUCUCUGAGAACAUAGAGACUAUUCGACUGUCAGAGUUACGACUGGCCGAAGAGUCCCUGAAGCUAUCACACAACGGGCUAUGCCCCUUGGUGCGCUUGCGCGUGAAUUGAGCAGUUUUCUUCCUCGCAGUGAAGGCGAGGAGAGCACGCUGUCACCUGCUGUGAAGAGCGGCCCUGUCUACUACAAGUAGAAGGGGUUCCAGCAGCUUCAUCGGCCACCCACGCUGGUACAGUACCUCAAGAUGGACUUCCUGUUGAGCGGCGUGGCGGCGUGCGGAGCGUGUCUGUUGACCAACCCGCUGGAGGUGGUCAAGACGCGCAUGCAACUGCAGGGAGAGCUCAAGAGUCGGGGCACCUACCAGGUUUACUACCGGAAUGUCUUCCACGCUUUCUACACCAUCGGUAAAGUGGACGGCCUGACCGGUUUACAGAAAGGUUUGGUGCCUGGAUUGGUGUAUCAGUUUUUUAUGAAUGGAGUCCGCCUCGGCUCGUACGCCAUCAUUGAGUCCUCUGGCUACAUCCACACGGAUGGAAGGGUCAGUGCGGUGAAGACCACCAUAGCUGGAGCCGCGGCAGGAGUGGUGGGAGCUGUGAUGGGCAGCCCCGUCUAUUUGGUAAAGACCCAUCUGCAGAGUCAGUCCACCAUUGCUGUUGGACAUCAGUAUAAACACCAGGGGAUGACACAUGCUCUGGCGGUCAUCUACAAGAAGCACGGAUUAAUGGGACUGUGGAGGGGCGCCAGUGCCGCCAUACCAAGGGUCAGCGUGGGCUCAGCUUCUCAACUAUCAACCUUCUCUUCUGCCAAGGAGCUGGUGGUUGAUCUUCAGGUGUUUCCAAAGGACAGCUGGUUGGUGGCACUGAGCGCCGGCAUGAUCAGCAGCGUGGCGGUGGUGCUGGCGAUGACACCUUUCGAUGUGGUGAGCACACGGCUCUACAACCAGCCGGUGGAUCACCAGGGCAAGGGGCAGCUUUAUAAAGGAUUUACCGACUGCUUUUCUAAGACGCUGAAAAAGGAAGGGCUAAUGGGCCUCUAUAAAGGUUUGGGAGCCUCUUAUUUCCGGAUAGGGCCUCACACCAUUCUCUCUUUGUUCUUUUGGGAUGAACUACGCAAAUUGUACCAGCAGUUCAGAUAACACCAGGCACCAGGAAGUCUGAGAUGGUCAUUCAUGAAGCUGUGAGCGCACAGGUUAAAUUGAGUGUAUCAUAUGAAGUUAAACAAAAACCAGGGAAGGCUUUUCUUCCUCAUUUACCAAGGAGUGUAUUGAAGAAAGAAAACACAUUAGUGGACUUCAAAAGGAAAGGGGAGUGAAAAUGUCCAACACCGCACUUGGUGACACAGAAUGUCCCAAUGUAGGACGGAAACCUGCGUGGAAACUAGUCGUUUAAUAGAUAUUGAAAGUAUAACUAGCGUAUUUACGCUUGAGUAGUAACCUCAAAUGUAACACCUCUCUGCAUGAAAUGUGGCUUAUGGCUGUUAAAAUGCAAUAGAUGGCCGCAUAAGUGGCGUGCUACCUCUAACCAUUGUUCAUUCCAUGCAAACUUAUCAAGUCCUAUUGAAGUAAGAGGAAAAAAUAGAGCUGAUUUUGUAUCAUAGCCAUCCCGAUGGUAUCUGGUGAUCGCUUCUCGGGGACCACACCCUCUCGUGCCUGCAAUAAUUGUAUAAUACGGACUAAAGUGGCAAACUGACCAACUUUGCCAAAGUAAAAAAAAAAAAAACACUCCAUAGAUUUUGUUUAUGUUAACCAGCUGCAAGUGGUGAUUGAGCUACACUGAUUGAUUAGUGCACUAACAUAUAUAUAUAUAUAUAUAUAAAAUUGCCUUAUAUAUAUUUACACCAUAUGAAUAUGGUAUUCAUCAUAUGUAAAUGAUGGAUACCCAUAUGGGAGAGGAAUGUCCGUUAUUUAUUUGUGUUUCGGAACGCAUAAACUCCCCUCUUGUGUAGCAGUUCCAAUUGAUUGAAUUAUUUAAUGGAUGGAUGGAAAAAUUAGGGUCUGUUGAUUUUCAAUCGACCAUAAUUUGGUGGUUGUAGUUCUCCACUUACUGUACCAUGACAUGCGCAUCUGCUCUCAUGAAGCAAUGAAAUGAUCAUGUUUUUGGAGAUUUGAUGAACAUUUUUAGUUCCCUAUUUUCACAACAGAAGAAAACAUUUUCCUAGUUUUGUAUGUGUAUUUUCAAUUUCAUUUUGCUAUAUGUAUUUAUGGCAGUAGCGAACAUGGAAAGGACAUUUUUGAUGUGCUUGCACCUUGCCGUUUGUUGACUCUGUAUUAUAUAUGUAUUUCACAUGAAUAUUUAUACACAACCUUCUAUGCAUUAUGGAUACAUUUCAAUUCAAAGAUCAGGAAUUUCCUGAUGAAUUUAAAGGAUUUGUGACAGCUAAUCUGUGUAAAAUAUUGUGCCAUUUGGAUCAAUUUUGAAUCUUUUCGACAUUGUUAUUGAGCUUUUCUAAAUAACUACCAAACCUUGCAACGGAUUUGGUGACUUACAUUAAAGCAUUUGCUUGUAAGGCUAUUCAGAAAAGGUUUUCUUGUUUUUUAUUUAAACCAUUUCUGUCGUUGUUACUUUACAUUGUAACACGAGCCAUUGAAGAAAGACUGUAAGUAACUCCAUAUUAAUGCUUGAAUGUUUGUUCCAUGCGGCUAGUGUAGCAGCUAGUGUAGCCGUGUUAACCAUGUUACUAUGUAGUCAUGUAACAUGUCCACUGAAUGUAAUGCAGACUACUCCACCAGAUGACGGGAAUUAUUGUUUGUGUACAAAAAACACAAAUAAAUCAUUUUAUGACAAAAUACACUUACAUCGUGCAUUUGCUUGAUUAUUUGUCCUACUAAUGAGUGCAAUCAUAAGACUGUUGUGCUUUCUCUCACUCACAAGAAAGGUCAAAUGACAGUUUCAGGCAUCAUCCCACAAGAGCACCUGAUAGUGUGACUCAUGGGUGAAUUUCUACACGGGUUUCUGACAUUGCAGAAGUGAAAAUAAGUUUGAAUGCAUUCAGAAAUGAAUAAGGAACCCCAUCGUGGUCACAGUAAUGGGCAUUGUAUUCAGCACCAUUUUCUUCAUCAAUUUUCUCCCAUUAACUUGAUUAAGUUGUACAAUUUGCGUUUGUGGAGGAGCACCUUAAACGCACAACGACGUCCUCAUGUAACACUUGUGACAGUGCGACAAUACUUAGAGAACCGUUCCGCUUUCAGAUAUUCUCAUGAUCGGAAUGUUUGCUCUUUUAAGGG